Acanthaster planci (crown-of-thorns starfish) is the source of this 1188-nucleotide messenger RNA. RefSeq names its product protein irg-1-like. The record is from RefSeq and is a predicted model, not a curated record. NCBI's taxonomy places the organism in Eukaryota, Metazoa, Echinodermata, Asteroidea, Valvatida, Acanthasteridae.
AUCAUGAAGGGAUUUCCCGUUUGCACAAUCAAAGGGCAACUGUGUGGACAGAUACUGAGAUAGAAUUGACAGAAAUUUAGACAAAUUUCACAAUAGCCUCCCUUGAUGCUGCAACUAAUUACAUGGCAGAUUUCCCUAACACAGUAACUAGCCAUUUAGGGUCAAACUGGGGACUGUUCCCGUACGUAUAAAAAGCGUUCAGAGACUCGAUUUUUCUGCGACCACUGCAGGCAUGCCAAAGCGCACAAUUACACUAGCAGUCGCAAAGGAGGCAGGGCGAACGACAAAGAAAUCAAAGAUGACUUCUAAACAGCAGGGAGCAACAUCACAGUCUGAUGUAAGUGACGGUGAUACAGAAGUGGAAAAGUAUACCUUUUUCUACACCAAGAGCUCACCGUUUAGUCAGCAUCAUUUUUCAGAAUUUACCGUGGAUGACGUCCAUUACGUGAACGCAGAGCAGUAUAUGAUGCACCAGAAAGCAGUGCUAUUUGGAGAUGAUGAGAUAGCUCAAGAAAUCCUUCAGGAGAUAAACCCUCAGUCCAUGAAGAAGCUGGGACGGAAGGUGAAGGGUUUCGAUGAUGAAGUGUGGAAGGAUAACAGACUCUCAAUUGUCAAGAAGGGAAGCUAUGCAAAGUUUUCUCAGAACCCGGACUUGAAGCGUGAGCUUCUGUUGACCCAGGGCACGGUGCUGGUCGAGGCCAGUCCAAGGGACACCGUCUGGGGCAUUGGCCUUGGAGCUAACAACCCCAAAGCAAAGAGCAAGAGAACUUGGCGGGGAAGGAAUCUACUGGGGUACACCUUGACUCAAGUCAGGGAUCAGUUAAUACGAGAGAAAUCAAGCAAGGACGAGAAGACAGACUAGUGAGUGAAAGUCUUGUCCUGAAAAAACGUCAAUUAUUAAUUGAAUGCCACGUUUUAUCCCAUAUGAAGUAAAUGCGCCAUACAUAAUUACAAGUUUGUUUUACUGGCCAAAAAUGUCAGGGUGUUUUCGGUUUUCAACUUAAUAUUUUUCACACAAAUUGUAAAGUUUUACUAUAUCUGAACUACCAAGACAGUUUUCAUUUAAGACUUUUGUAUCCUUCAAAAUCUUCUACUAUGCCCACUUUGCAGGAGCUUAACCCUAACCUUCCCAAACCACACAGAAUUAAACAGCAGUAAAGUGGUUAAUUUUGUGGGGAUAGGUCUCGU